UAAAGGCCUGAAAUAAAAAAAAAGGGGGGGGAAGAGAGAGAGAGAGAGAGGGAGAGGGAAAAAGAGAGAGUGAAAUCUCCCUCCCCCUCCAACAACACCCCAUCGGUAAACUGGGGGGGGAGGGGGGGUCCUUCCGAUCCUCCCUUCCUGACAUUCCCCCCACCCCACAUCAGGCCCCCUCCCCCACCCUGAGGCUGGGACCAUUGAAAGCCAUGAAUUUUGAAUUUGAGAGGGAGAUUGGGUUUAUAAACAGCCAGCCAUCGCUCGCGGAGUGCCUGACUUCCUUCCCCGCUGUCUUGGAGACAUUUCAAACUUCAUCAAUCAAGGAGUCGACAUUAAUUCCUCCUCCUCCUCCUUUCGAGCAAACCAUCCCCAGCCUCCAGCCAGGCGCCUCCACCCUUCAGAGACCCCGGAGCCAAAAGAGAACCGAUGAUGGGCCGGCUCCGCCGCCACCGCCGCUGCCUCAGCCGCCUCUCUCUGCAGCUCCCCUGGCUCCCGAAUUCCCCUGGAUGAAAGAGAAGAAAUCGACCAAGAAACCCAGCCAAUCGGCCUCCUCCCCUGCCCCAGCUUCCUCCACAGUGCCGGCCUCUGGAGCUGGAUCGCCCGCAGAUACCCCUGGACUGCAGGACAGCAGCGGCGGCGGGGCCCGGAGACUACGCACCGCCUACACAAACACACAACUGUUGGAGCUGGAGAAGGAAUUCCAUUUUAACAAAUACCUGUGCCGGCCCCGCCGAGUGGAGAUAGCGGCGCUGCUGGACUUGACUGAGAGGCAGGUCAAAGUGUGGUUCCAGAAUCGACGAAUGAAGCACAAACGACAGAACCAGCAAAAGGAACUUCUGGAUGGUGAAGGUGCUUACCCUGGGGCUCUGGAGGAGGGCAGCGACCCAGCGGAGGAGCCCGAGGGCAGCCCAGCCCUGGGUAAAGCCCUGGAUGCCCCAUUGCCGUCUCUAGGAGAUAAAGAGGCCUGUUCUCUCCCCACCAAACCCAUUCUAGGUCAACUAGGACCUCGGGGGCAGUCUGCCCCAUCAGAGAAUUCGAACGCUGAGAGUCCUCAGUACCCCGAGGGCAGGCCAGGAGCACUGGAACCUGAAGCUCUCCUGGAAGACUCUUUCCCCGAAGGGCAAGAUUCUCCCUUCUUGCCCGAUCUCAAUUUCUUUGCUUCAGAUUCCUGUUUCCAGCUCUCGGGAGGGCUUUCCCCUAACCUGCAGGGCUCCCUGGAUAGCCCAGUUCGAUUCUCUGAGGAAGAUUUGGAUUUUUUCACCAGCACACUCCGAACCAUCGACUUAGAACACCUACAAUUCCAAUAAUACCCCCUCCCCCAAACACACACCCCAUGCAUUCCCUCUCUCUUCACUUUGUACCAGGGAGUACUCUUCCUAGAUUAGAGGACUUCUGUUCCCUUCCCUCCCCGUUCUCUAUUCCCAUAGGAUCCUUUAUAAGUUUUGCUAAAAAUUCAGGUAUUGUCGAAUUUGAGACUUAUUGGGUUCCUUUCACUCUCUGUGUGUCUGUCUCUCCCCUAUCUCUGUCCCCCUCUUCUGUGUCUCUGAGUCUCCCUGUUUCUGUCUCUCAUUUAUUAGACACUUGGACUUCUCUUUUAAAAACUCACAGAAAUCCUUUUGAUGAACUUCCAAUUAAAUCUCAGGAAUAAUAAAACUCUUGGGGGGGGGUUUCUUAAGAAGAAACAGAGGGACUUAUUUUCCUCUUUUUUAAGUUUUAGACUGUAGACUAUUUAUUAAAAUUCUUUAAUAGGAAAAAGGGGAAAGUAUUUAUUGUAUAUUAUUUUCAUAGAUUAAAUAAAUGUCUUUAUUAUACGAAAA
Messenger RNA from Monodelphis domestica (gray short-tailed opossum), 1820 nucleotides. It is a transcript of the gene HOXB2, whose product is annotated as homeobox B2. Lineage: Eukaryota; Metazoa; Chordata; Mammalia; Didelphimorphia; Didelphidae. The record is from RefSeq and is a predicted model, not a curated record. Gene Ontology annotation, cellular component: nucleus. Gene Ontology annotation, biological process: regulation of transcription by RNA polymerase II. Gene Ontology annotation, molecular function: DNA-binding transcription factor activity, RNA polymerase II-specific; RNA polymerase II cis-regulatory region sequence-specific DNA binding.